AUGGCAGAUGACGAGAUGACCUCCGCCUUCUCCUACGACCUCGAGAAGCUCCAGGUGAUGAAAGCGAAAACCAUGUAUGAGAUGGUGGAGGACAUCGAUGCGGGCUGCGGCCCGGUAAAGCUGCUCUUCCUCACAAACGCCCAGGCGGAUUCCAUCAAGAGCAGCUCCAAGACCUUGCGGAAGCUGCUCGAAGCCUUUGAGAUUCCUCAGCCGAAGCUGGUCAUCAACUUGCUUACCUCCUCGGGCCUCCGGAAUUUCUUGAAUUUGUUUCCGGCAGAUUGCGCCGCCUUUGGGAAUGAGACAUCCCCGGAGCUCAUCAAUGAUGCGCCACCUUUUCUCAGUGCAGAUGACGAACAUCACGUGCUGACACAGCUGGACACCUUCAUGUCAGAUGUGCUUCUACCACUGGCAGCGUCCACGCAUGCACUCAUCUUGACUUGCGCGGUGUCCGGGGAGUGUGCACUGGCCGGCGCACUGUCGCGUGCUUUCAGACAGCAGCAGGCAAGGUGGGGGCCAACCCCCCCUUUCACAAUCCUUUACACCACGGUGAUGACCCCAUUGCUGUAUUUGAACUCAGAUUUAGAUGCUUACUGGCGAGCUCUGCGCCGCAAGUCCAAAUCAUGGAGCAGCCGCGAUCGGACGCUCCUUGACAUGGUUACUACGGAAGGAUUCAAUGGAUUCUACCCGCAGAGCGUGCAUCUGAAUCACGACUUGGAUAGAGAUGGCUGUUGCUUUCUGAUCGUUGACCAGGUGAAGCAGGUGGGGAGCACUCGCAAGGAGUUUGACGCCAAGCCGGGGAAUGAUCUCAGAAACGAGCUUGUGCGCUUCCUCAGCAGCACCUUACCAUCCAUUGCGUUGAGAACUGGGUACGUGGACAAGUUCAGCACGACGUCAGACAAGACAUGGCAGGUAUGCUUGAACCAGGUCCAUUCUGGCACCGAGCUGCUGUUGCUUGAUUUGCGCCCCCGCCCAAUGGAGGCUCCAGAUGGUGGCCAAUGGGUGUCGCGCACGCAGUUCAUAGAAGCUGCGUGGGAUAAGCUCGUGAAGGGCUGCGAAGCCUUGCUUGCUGACGGAAAAUGCGAUUCGCUCGACGUUUGCAACGUUGCUUAUGCUCACCAUGCUUUAUAUCAUUUCCCAGAGAAGGAUGAGGCCGGCGCACCCCCGCAGCAGAGAAGCGUCAUUCCUCUGCACGAGGCGAUUCGGGAAGCGCGCGCAGAACGCCAGCAUCAAGUCAGUUCGGUCGACCUGGAUGAGGACCGGUGGGAGGCAACAGAUGCGCAGGUCAUGGACGUUGCACGGCGUCUGGCUGGCCGCAUGCUGCAGGACUGCAGGAAAGCCCUAGGAAGGCCCUUAUCAGACGAGUUCAACAAGUUAUAUGACAAAAAGACCGUCGAACUUGCUUCCCAGCUACGGAGCGUGCUGGUGAGCCCGCAGGCACACCAAGUCAACAUACAUGACAUGGCCGAUGCCAAGCGGAUCGUGAAUAGUUUAAUUCAGUCCGAUCGACUUCCCAGGACGAAUUCAUUGGAAGGUUUACUGUUGAUGCAGCAAGCGUGGUGCGAGUGCGAUGUAGCACAUCACUUGGCGAACAGGUACAAGAUACAAACGAAAGUGUUGUAUGUGUGUCAGCUGCUGCUGGCAUGGCUCGUGAUCUUGUUUUCGCAAGUUCAGCUGGGAGCCACUGCGUCAUCGUUUGCUUCUUCAGACAUCGUCUUUGUACUGGCAGUUCUGCACGGGGCCGUCGUGUCGGUCGAGGGAUAUCUCAGGCCCAAGCCGAAAUGGCAAGCACUAAGGGGGGGAGCCACCGCACUGGAAUCGAUGAUGUGGCUGUAUCGCACUCGUGUUGGGCAAUUCCGCAUGGGUGCGGCACAAGAUCCCCGAAAUCCUGAGAUCAUCUUUUGCAGGCAGCUAAAUGAGUGGACGGAGGAUCUCUUUGCAGCUGGUGAUCUGCAGCGCAGUGCAUGGAGUAAGUCGUUCUCGUCAUCCAUCCAUAGGCACCAACAGUGUGAAGGCGACCCGGAGAGAAAGGAAGCUGCGACUGAAGAUGCAGCGAUGGAUGAUCAUUAUUCACCUGUGCAACCAGAUUUGUACAUUCACUUCCGGCUGAUGCGCAGGAUGGAAUGGUAUCAGAAGAGGCUUCCCACCUACAUUUUUCAUGCCUGGGUGUUUAAGCUCUUGGUUCUAUCCUGCACAGUUGCAUGCGCCGUCCUCGCUCGAUUUGGUCAGCCGACGGCUGUUGUGAUCAUCACCGCCUUCUCAUCCAGCAGCACGACAUGGUCCGAGUUCGUUGACGCUGGAAGCAAGGUGGAGCGUUAUUCACGCGCGGUCCGCACCAUGUCCCGGCUGCUGAACUGGUGGAAGCACUUGACCGAAGUGGAGAGGGCUUCCAUGGAGAACAUCGCCGGCCUGAUAAUCGAGACGGAGCAGGCGAUCGCAAAGGAGCAGGCGAACUGGAUGCCCAGCCAUUCUGCAGGGACUGUUGAGACCGGGGCGAAGCCUCCUCCAGAAGCCCCUGCCCCUCGCGAGGUGCCUGAAGCCAGGCCACGAGUUUGA
Molecule: messenger RNA, 2553 nt
Organism: Symbiodinium sp. CCMP2456
Lineage: Eukaryota; Dinophyceae; Suessiales; Symbiodiniaceae
Source: the annotation of a GenBank genome assembly